Psilocybe cubensis is the source of this 621-nucleotide messenger RNA. RefSeq lists its product as uncharacterized. The transcript has 4 exons. NCBI's taxonomy places the organism in Eukaryota, Fungi, Basidiomycota, Agaricomycetes, Agaricales, Agrocybaceae. The coding region runs from base 1 to 621 and encodes 206 amino acids. The record is from RefSeq and is a predicted model, not a curated record.
AUGCCUGCACCCGACGCCACGUUUCGCCAUAUCGACUCAAAACCUGCCCUUGGACAUGUAAACCUAAUGGUUGAUACAUUCAUUGCCAACGCGACUGCUGAUGACCUACGUUCUAUUGUGAGAAACCUGCUUGCAACAGGUCCCCCAGGAAUUACUCCAGCGUUUGCCAAUGCAGCACGCCUCCGUCUACGUCAGACAAGCACGAGACCGCUCCCUGACUCCUAUUCACUUUUCCACGCGGAGACACGAGAUUCACCUGCAUCCCCACUACCUCAUCUUCACGAAGUUUUGACGCGUGCUCGGUCCAUGUACGGUGCUGGACUAGGCUUCUCUAGUCUUGCUAUCCUUGCUUCUAUAGUGCGCGCCACUAUAGGUCUCCGAUGGGAAGACGACGGCGAUAUGGCGGAUAUCCUCGCCGUCAUCGACGCUGACAUUGGUCAAGCCAUACAAAGUUCGAAAGAAGAAAUCCAAGGAAGUCGAGUCUUGGACUUUGCAUCAGCACGUGAAGCGAGGGAAACACUUCGUUGUGCAGUUCGCGACAGUAUGGAUGAUGUGAAAACCUGGGGGGGAGAAUUUCCUUUCGAACGAGCUAGCGCCAGUCUAGAGCAUUGGAAAAUAUGA